Molecule: messenger RNA, 2115 nt
Organism: Arabidopsis lyrata subsp. lyrata
Lineage: Eukaryota; Viridiplantae; Streptophyta; Magnoliopsida; Brassicales; Brassicaceae
Product: homeobox-leucine zipper protein ATHB-21
Exons: 3
Coding region: 292-1125 (277 amino acids)
Biological process (GO): positive regulation of DNA-templated transcription
Cellular component (GO): nucleus
Molecular function (GO): DNA-binding transcription factor activity, RNA polymerase II-specific; sequence-specific DNA binding
Source: RefSeq, a predicted model, not a curated record
AUCCACUUAUUAAUUGGUACGAAAUUAUAAAAACUUCUAAUGAUUUUAUUGUCCAAUUGAUAUAGGCAGGUGGUUUAUUCUUUUUUUUUUUAUUUUUUUUACUUGUUGUCACAUGAAUUCGACAAAGAAAAUGAUAUUUUUCAAGUUAACUAAGUCAUGUCUUUGCAAUAUGAAACAAUAUUAACGAAAGUGAUGUAUAUGUAAUUUGAGAACUACAACAACUAUUGAUAUACUAAGUGGCAAUAAUGUAAUUUCAAAGAAUCAUAAGCCCCAAUCCGGAAAAAAAUAAAUAUGUAUAUUAGAAAAAAAAAACAAACUCUAAUCAAACCAUCCCUUGACACCUACUCCUCCUUUAUAAAUGAUAAGUCCUCUGCUUCUCCCAACACAACUUCUCUUAUUGCAGAAAAAGUGAGACAAAAAAACAACACCAAUCUAUUGAAUCUAAGAGAGAGAAGAAGAAACAUGAAUAACCAGAAUGUAGAUGAUCAUAAUCUUCUACUCAUUUCUCAGUUGUACCCUAAUGUCUAUACUCCAUUAGUACCACAACAAGCAGGAGAAGCAAAACCAGCGCGGCGGAGGAAAAGGAAGAGCAAGAGUGUUGCGAUGGCAGAGGAGGGUGGAGCCGGAGGCAAUGGGUGGUUUAGAAAGAGAAAAUUGAGUGAUGAGCAAGUAAGAAUGUUGGAGAUUAGCUUUGAAGAUGAUCAAAAGCUUGAAUCGGAGAGGAAAGAUCGGCUUGCUUCGGAGUUAGGGCUUGACCCUCGUCAAGUCGCCGUCUGGUUCCAGAACCGCCGUGCACGGUUUAAGAACAAGAGAGUUGAGGAUGAAUACACUAAAAUCAAAAACGCAUAUGAAACCACCGUCGUUGAGAAGUGUCGUCUUGAUUCUGAGGUUCUUCACCUUAAGGAACAACUUUACGAGGCUGAAAGAGAGAUCCAACGGCUUGCACAAAGAGUUGAAGGAACUUUAAGUAACAGUCCCAUCUCAUCCUUUGUGACCAUUGAAGCCAAUCAUACGACACCGUUUUUUGGAGAUUACGACAUCGGAUUUGACGGUGAGGGUGACGAGAACUUGCUCUACUCGCCAGAUUACAUUGAUGGAUUAGAAUGGAUGAGCCAAUUUAUGUAAGAAGUUACUAGCUAAUUUAUUAUUAAUCGUAGUAUAGUAUAAUAUAUAGGGGUUAUUGUGAUAAUUAGUUUAAUUUAUAAUUGGUCGGUAUCUACAAUGAAGCAGAAUGUAGAUAAAAUUAUGGGUCUAUUCGCUAGUGUAAUAUUGUGGAUAUCUUUCUCGUAGCAUCGAUUAUUUAGGUCGAUGGAGGUCAAGUUUGGACAAAAGAGAAUGUAUAUAUCUGUCAAUUAUAAGUAAAUUGUGUUUUUUCUCUAUUGAUCUAAUUAUAUGCUUUUAAACUCAACUAUAUAUGUAUGUGAAUGUCAUAGCUUAAAUUGUAACUACAUUCACACCGUUAAACAUAUCUACGAAAUUUAAUACCCGUAUAACCAAAAAUUUAAACUAACAAGAUAGAAUUUAAAAGUUGUAUAUGUUGCAAACAUGCUACAAUCAAUAAACAAACCGUAUAACCAGUUUGAGAAUGAAUUUUGACAAAUUUUCUAUGAAAAAUAUUCUUAUUAAUCCUUUUUUUUCUCAUGUGAAUAAUAUAGAUUAUUGAUGGAAAUUUAGCUAAGCAUUAAGGAUUGCGUUUCUUUGUCACAUAUUUUUAAAUUAUGGGGACGAAUGUGUUUUUAUUUGCAGUGAACAACUUCAUUGGCAAAUUUACGUAUCAUACGUUAUAGUAAUUGAUACUGUGAUACGUAUAUAAGGAGUAGUACGGUUUAGAAUACGGACCAUUGGAAUCUAUAGCCUGAUAGAAUCUAAAGUAUGUCUUCUGGUCAGAUUGCUAAGUACGUGUUUCAACAUGGACGAUGGACAUAUGCAUUUUUAUAAAAAUAAAGCAUGUUAUAUGAUAUGAGCUAUAUAAACCAUGGGGUUUCUUUAAGGACUUUUUAUCAUGCACAUUUAAUUGCAUGGUGGAAAAUAAACGGCUAAUGGUAUACAAACACAGACAAAACGACGAUAAAACUUUAAAUGUUGAAGGAUAAGAUUUUGCCUAAAAUUUAAAAA